Rhodofomes roseus is the source of this 808-nucleotide messenger RNA. RefSeq lists its product as uncharacterized. The transcript is spliced from 3 exons. Bases 75 to 626 code for a protein of 183 amino acids. NCBI's taxonomy places the organism in Eukaryota, Fungi, Basidiomycota, Agaricomycetes, Polyporales, Fomitopsidaceae. The record is from RefSeq and is a predicted model, not a curated record.
CAAUUUUCACCAUUCUCGUCACCGACCUCUACAUAACAGCCCGCGUCCGUUUAAAGUCUCUGAAACGAGGUGAGAUGGCUGCACCGAAGCAGGAGCCUCAGGAGGCAGUCAUACCUCCGCCGAAACCUGCGCCCAAACGCAUUGUGGCCAGUGAGAAGGCCCGCAAAGACGCACUCAAAACUAUCACCGCCGUUCGCCGCGUCUCUGCAUGGCAGAUACAUCGCUGGCCGCUAGAGAAGCGCAUGGUGAACGAGCGCACACGAGUGCACCUCCCGCGGACGUACCUCGGGAAGGAUGGAAUAGACGUCCGAGUGGUUCGCGCUGGCCAAGAUUUAAACCAGUUCGUUCAUCGACACUACGCCGAAGAGCUCGGGAAGGAUGUAGGGAAAGAUAACGUGGACGGGAAGGGUUGGGUCAACUUCGUUACACCAGACGAUGUGCUGCAACGGAGACACGAAUGCUUGGGACCAGACCCUCGUGUGGCAGGAUAUCGAUAUGACGUGGCCGGAGACGUACACAUCAAAUGGUGGGAUGCAUUCCUACAGGACCAGUGGAUGGACAAACAAAAGUGGACCUUUGAUGUGAGGAUGGAAGAAGAUGGACGAUGGGUGGAAAUAGACGACUGAUCAUCGCAGUGCCCGCGACCACAUGCAGCAUUCGAACCUUGGACCGAAAGUGAAAGGCAAGACUGGCAUGACCUGGAGUCCGUGGCUGGCUCAUGGGAGUUGGAACUAGCGAACGAAUAUUACAAAUUCCCUAAUCUAGUAAGUUCCGACUCGGACCGUGACUAGCUCGGGGGCUCACCCUG